UGAAAGAUGCAUGAGUGUGAUGCAGUCUGGGACGCAGAUGGUGAAGCUCAAGAGUGGAACCAAGGGGCUGGUCCGGCUCUUCUACCUGGACGAGCACAGGAGCUGCAUCCGAUGGAGGCCCUCCCGGAAGAGCGAAAAGGCAAAAAUUGUCAUCGACUCCAUUUACAAAGUCAGCGAGGGCCGGCAGUCGGAGAUCUUCCACCGCCACGCCGAGGGCAGCUUCGACCCCAGCUGCUGCUUCACUAUUUACCAUGGGAACCACCUGGAGACCCUGGACCUGAUCACGUCCAACCCCGAGGAGGCUCGCACCUGGAUCACGGGGCUCAAGUACCUCCUGGCCGGGAUCAGCGACGAGGACUCGCUCGCCAAGCGCCAGAGAACGCACGACCACUGGGUGAAGCAGACCUUCGAGGAGGCUGACAAGAACGGGGACGGGCUGCUGAACAUCGAGGAGAUCCACCAGCUGAUGCACAAGCUGAACGUGAGCCUGCCCCGCAGGAAGGUCCGGCAGAUGUUCCAGGAGGCAGACACAGAUGAGAACCAAGGAACCCUGAACUUUGAAGAGUUCUCAGUGUUUUACAAGAUGAUGUCCUUGCGUCGAGAUCUCUACCUGCUGCUCCUAAGCUACAGUGACAAGAAGGAUCAUCUCACAGCUGAAGAGCUGGCUCAGUUUCUGAGGGUGGAACAGAAGAUGAAUAAUGUGACACCAGAAUAUUGUCUGGACAUCAUACAGAAGUUUGAAGUGUCAGAAGAAAACAAGAAGCAAAAUGUUCUUGGGAUUGAAGGCUUCACCAGCUUCAUGCGCAGCGCGGCGUGCGAGGUGUCCAACCCCCUGCACCGCCAGGUGCACCAGGACAUGGAGCAGCCCCUGUGCCACUACUUCAUCGCCUCGUCCCACAACACCUACCUGAGCGGGGACCAGCUGCUCUCGCAGUCGCGGGCCGAGAUGUACGCACGGGUGCUGCAGGCCGGCUGCCGCUGCGUCGAAGUGGAUUGCUGGGAUGGCCCAGAUGGGGAGCCAGUGGUACACCAUGGCUACACCCUGACUUCCAAAAUCCUCUUCCGAGAAGUGGCAGAAACCAUCAAUAAAUACGCCUUCAUCAAAAACGAGUUUCCAGUGAUACUGUCCAUUGAAAACCACUGCAGUAUUCAACAGCAAAAGAAGAUUGCCCAAUACCUGAAGGAGAUAUUUGGUGACAAACUGGACUUGUCAUCUGUGAGCACUGGAGAUCCCAGACAGCUUCCCAGCCCUCAGGAUUUAAAAGGGAAAAUCUUAGUGAAGGGUAAGAAGUUGCCCUGCAGCCUUGGAGCAGAUGCUGAGGAAGGAGAAGUUUCAGAAGAGGACAGUGCUGAUGAAAUCGAGGAUGACUGCAAGUUAAAGCCCUGCUUUAGCAAUGGUGCAACUCAGCACCAGGUGGAAUCCUUCAUACGAACAAAACUGGAAUCUCUGCUAAAAGAAUCCCAAAUCAGGGACAAAGAGGAUCCUGACAGCUUCACUGUGAGAGCCCUGCUGAAGGCAACUCACCAGAGUUUCAAUGUGAACCUCAAGCAGAACCUGGACACAAAAGAAGGUGGAAAAAAGUCUCAUGGUCGAUCAUUAAUGGGCAACUUUGGUAAACACAAGAAAGCUGCAAAGGCAGCAGCCAAGGCCCACAGUGCCUCGGACGAUGAGGAUGGCCAGCAGCACCCUCCUGGCAAGGAGCAGCCCCACAGGCUUGCCCGCCGCAGGAAGACAGUGAAGCUGUGCCGGGCCCUGUCUGACCUGGUGGUGUACACCAACUCCGUGGCAGCCCAGGACAUCGUGGAUGAUGGCUCCACAGGGAACGUGCUGUCGUUCAGUGAGACCAGAGCCCACCAGGCAGUGCAGCAGAAGGCUGAGCAGUUCAUGCUUUACAACCAGAGGCAGCUGACCAGGGUCUAUCCCUCAGCCUACCGGAUCGACUCCAGCAACUUCAACCCCGUUCCUUACUGGAAUGUGGGCUGCCAGUUGGUGGCCCUAAACUACCAGUCUGAGGGACGUGUGAUGCAGUUAAAUGAAGCAAAAUUCAGGGUAAAUGGCAACUGUGGUUAUGUCCUCAAACCUCAGCAGAUGUGCAAAGGCACAUUCAACCCCUACUCUGCUGAUCCACUUCCUGCCAGUCCUAAGAAGCAGCUUAUCCUGAAGAUCAUCAGUGGGCAGCAGCUCCCCAAGCCUCCUGACUCAAUGCUGGGGGACAGAGGAGAGAUAAUAGAUCCCUUUGUUGAGGUGGAGAUUAUUGGGUUACCUGUUGACUGCUGUAAAGAUCAGACCAGGGUGGUGGAUGAUAAUGGGUUCAAUCCUGUGUGGGAGGAGACCCUGACCUUCACCAUCCACAUGCCCGAAAUUGCCCUGGUGCGGUUCCUUGUCUGGGACCACGAUCCCAUCGGGAGAGACUUUGUGGGGCAGAGAACUGUGGCCUUCAGCAGCCUCGUGCCCGGCUAUCGCCACGUGUAUUUAGAAGGACUGACAGAAGCUUCCAUAUUUGUUCAUAUAAUCAUUAAUGAGACCUAUGGAAAGUGGAGCCCUUUAAUCCUCAAUCCCAGUUACACAAUAAUGCACUUUCUAGGAGCCACAAAGAGCAAGCAGCUGAUCGGGCUCCGAGGGCUGUUCUCCAAGGCGCCCAAGGCGGGCACUGCCGAGGCCGGCGGGCAGCACGUGCGGAAACGCUCCAUCGGCGAGCGCAUCCUGCGGCGCACGGCCAGCGCCCCGGCCAAGGGCAGGAAGAAGAGCAAGAUGGGCUUCCUGGAGGCUGCUGAGAUCAAGGACAGCGCCUCUGAGCCAACAGACCUGAAGGACAAGGAAGGGGUGGUCCGGCGGCCAAAGCGGAGCUUGCAGGCACGCCCCGCGUCCAUGCCCGUGGACAGAUUCCUCAUGGUAGAGCUGCCCUGCCCAGCAGAGGACACUGCCCAGGAGGCCAAGGGAGAGGAAAACUCAUCUGCCAACAGUGAUGACAAAACAAAUGAGAAGGAAACAAGCUUGAAAGAAUUGGCUUUUCCACGUUCGGAGCAAAAGGCAAGUGCUUCAAAUUUAGCAUCUCAGUUCAAGGAGAAUGACCAGAGGGAUUCUACAGCUGACUCUUUAGUACCACCUUCACAGGAGCAACCUGAACAUUUGGAUUUUGCAAAUGGUGUAGCUCAAACAAAUCACCUCGUGGACUACCAGGAGAAUAAUCCUUCUGAUGGAACUGUCCCCCUAAUGCAAGACUCUGACUCUGAACUUCCCACAGAAAAAUCACACCACAAAAACUGUGCAGACAGUAAAACAGAUGAUGACACAAAACUAUCUAAGGAAGGGAAAAUCAGUCUCAUGGAGACUUCUCUUUCUCACAAAGCAGAGGUGGAGAAUCACAAAUAUGACACGAAGAAAAGCACUGCAGCACCUCUUUCCCUUUCUUCUGCCGUGUGCUCUGAGGGCCCUGACUGUCACUCCACGGUGACCCUGCAGGACAGUGACAUUUCUCACCUCAUUGAUGAAGUCUCUCUCUCGACUGAGAGCGAGCUGGACAGCGCUGUGUCCGCUCUCAUCGGGCAGCUGGAUGGCACAGAUGACCAAACUCCCCUUCCCGCUGUCUCCAGCCCCCAGGACAGCAGCAGCCAGAGCCCCAGGGCAGGAGCUGCACUCCCACACGUGUUUGCUGCAGACCUGAGCGGCCCCUGUAGGCACAACUUCACUCCCACAAAAUCCAACAAAUCCCCUUUAUUCUCCACUCCGGACGCAGCCGUGUUCUCCAGUUUGGAGGAUGCAGAGUUUUCCACAUACACAGUUAUCCACGAGGCAUCUCCAGCUUCUGAAUGUAAAAGCCACAGGGCAUUGGUUUGCAAGGAAAAAUUAACUAGUCUAGAAAGUGACUUGCCUGGCUCUUGUUCUUCAGCCCUCUCUUUGCUAAAUGCAAAUCCCAAAAGGAAUUGUGCUACAAAAUCUGGACCAAGCUGGGAAGCCCCCGAGUCUGCCAGUUCUUUCGGUUCCAACAGCCUCAUCUCUGAGGAGGUGCUGGGGGCCCCUGUCCCUGGGGAGCACUCGGCCAGCAGCAGCCUGCUGGAGCUGGAUGGGGACUGCCAGGAGCUGCUGGUGACCGCCUGUGAGUACAGACGGGAGGACACGAGCCAGCUGGCUUCUCCUCUGAGCCUGAGGCACAAGCAGGAGCCCGGGCACGGUGCUGACAGCACCUCUGUGAGCAGCUCCACUGCUGCCCAGCGCUGCUCCGAGAGCUCCAGGGCUGCAGGGAGCCCUUUCCCCGCGUGUGAGGGUGCCGGGUUUUUGUGGCAGCAGCGCUCCGGGAAGCACAAGGCUGCAGCGGGCGCUCCCCAGCCCAGCUCAGCCCGCCCCGUGCUCCCGGGGGCUCUGCCGUUCCCCCCUCACCCCGCCAUCCAGCACAGCAGCCCCUGCAAGUCCAAGAGUCUGGGAGACCUGACCUCGGAGGACAUUUCCUGCAACUUUGAGAGUAAGUAUCAGUACAUCAGCAGGAGCUUCAUCUCCUCGGGCCUGAGGGACAGGAAGGUGGCAGCCAUGCAGGGCGUGAGGCCACACUCGACGGACGCGCUGACGGAGCAGCUGCGGAGGCUGCUGUCCCUGGAGCAGGAGGACAGCCGGGAGCCGCUCUGCCCCAGGCAGACGGACGAGGAGUGUCCCCGGGCCCUGGUGAGGAAGCUGUCCUCCCGCAGCCAGAGCCGGGUGCGGAACAUCGCCAGCCGCGCCCGGGAGCGGCAGGAGGCGGCGGGCAAGCAGCGGCCCUGCGGCAGCGGCCUGCCCGGAGUGGUGCUGCGGAAUAAGGCCCCGGGCCCGCCCGCCGCAAACCGGCACUCCACCGGCUCCUACAUCGGCCGAUACCUGCACGGCUGCCCCGGGGAGCGCCGCGGGGUGCCCGAGGGAGCCUGCUCCGCCCUGCAGCACGGCUGUGGGGAGCUGCAGCUGCCGCCCGGCGCUCAGGACCAGCCCGAGUGGAAGCAAUACAAACAAAUGUACCUGCUGCCAAUCCAGCUGCUCCAGGGUGAUGUUCCUGCCAUGAAGUGUCCUGGGAUACCUGAACCACCCUGCUGGUCCUCCCAUGCCCAGGUGCUGUGCUGUUACUGGGAAAAUCAUGUGCAGGAGCCUCAGUCACACACGAGACAGUGGCACAGUGAUUACACUGAUUACAGAUCUGCUUAGACAUGCAGGAGGAGAAAUAAAUUGAAUUUCUACCAGA
Molecule: messenger RNA, 5201 nt
Organism: Cyanistes caeruleus (blue tit)
Lineage: Eukaryota; Metazoa; Chordata; Aves; Passeriformes; Paridae
Source: RefSeq, a predicted model, not a curated record